This is a messenger RNA of Prunus mume (Japanese apricot), 2006 nucleotides long. RefSeq names its product auxin-responsive protein IAA26-like. The record is from RefSeq and is a predicted model, not a curated record. Gene Ontology annotation, biological process: regulation of DNA-templated transcription. Lineage: Eukaryota; Viridiplantae; Streptophyta; Magnoliopsida; Rosales; Rosaceae. Gene Ontology annotation, cellular component: nucleus.
AGAGAGAGUACCUUUAGGGGGAGGUCAGCACAGCACGCUUUGCUUCUUGAGUUGAACAACCUAACGUUUUUUUUAGAGGGCUCUGGUUGCGUGCGUUUUGCUCUAAUUUUGUUUCCUGUUUUGGGGUUCUUUGGGUGAAGGGAAUCUCUCUGCUCAUCUCAUCUUUUUUCUCUCUCUCUCUCUCUCUCUUAUUUGUAAGGAUCACUCUCAGACAACUGUUCAAAACCCACAAGUCACAAAAGUAGAGAGAGAAAAAGGAAAAAAAAUGGAGAGAGGAGAGAACCUACUUAAGCGUAGAGCAAAUUUAAAAGAGAAAAAGCUAGACAUCAAUCCCACCCUUUCAUAGCUCUCUAUACCCUUUGUGCUUUUGGGUUGGUUGGUAUUCUAUUUGUUUUCUUUCUUCCUUCCUCUUGUGGGCUUUUAUGUACGUUUGAGCUCUAGCUAGCUCUUCUUGUAUGUUGUUUGUUAUAUUGUGUUUCAGUCUUGGAGUUUUCUUAAGGAUUUUCACUGGUUGUGGCGUUUGAAAGUUGGUCCUUGUUUCUUCAUCAAGAUCCCUUCUGUCUGUUUUCUUUUUGACUCAAACCCAUCUCUUUCUGAUAUCAAGGUGUGUGUGAUAGAGAGAACAACUUGUUUUUGCGCACAUGAAGAUGUUGGCCUUCAUAGUUUUGAGCUUUGGCUAAACACUUGUAUAAAAGUGAGGCUCUCCAAUUUGCCCAGCCACUGAUUUCUGGUGUGUGUAAAGUAGAAGGGAGAGAAAAAGAUUUGAUUUUUUACAUUUGGGUUAUUUUCAAAACUGUCUUCUUGUUUAUGGUCACUGAGAUGGAGGGAUGUACACGAAAUGAGGAGGCAUGUCCACAACUGCUAGAUUUGAUCCCAAGAGAAAGAGAUUGGAUUGUGAAAAGAGAUGAGAGAAGCCAUGGCUCUUCAGAGGAGAAAAAGUUGGAGCUCAGGCUUGGGCCUCCAGGUGAAGACUGGUCUUUGAAUGGGAACUCCAGAAGCAACAAAGAAAGAGAUGAGUCUCUUCUCUCUCUGGGGUACUUUUCCCCUAUGUCUUCCAACACCAACACCAACAACAACAACAACAACGUAAACCACCACCAAACCCAGAAAUUUAUUUCUUCCUCAGACAACUCUGUUUUGUCCUCAUCUCCAUGGUCUUACCAGCUGGGAAAUAUUCAUCAACAGCAGACAAAAGUUCCAUCUUUUCUUCACUUCACAUCAAGUUCUCUGGGCCUGCCUGUUACCCCCAACAAAGCAUCACAGCCCUGUUGCACUAAAGUGGUAGACUUGCAGAAUGCAGAAAAGAAAGUAUUUUCACCAGCUUCUGCAAAUACAGCUGUGCCCAACAGCUCUCAGAAAAGAACUGCUCCUGCUCCAGUUGUGGGUUGGCCUCCAAUUCGUUCAUUUAGGAAGAACCUUGCAAGCAACAGUUCUUCAAAGCCAACAUCUGAGUCCCAAAAUGUAGUCCCAAACAAGGUUCCUAAUGGUAAACAAGUUGAAACCAGCAGAAAAGGUCUAUUUGUGAAAAUUAACAUGGAUGGAGUUCCCAUUGGAAGAAAAGUAGACCUCAGUGCCUCUGACAGCUAUGAAAACCUCUCCUCUGCUGUUGAUGAACUCUUCCGUGGCCUUCUGGCAGCUCAAAGAGAUUCCUGUGCUGGUGGAACCCAGAACAAGCAAGAGGAAGAGAAAGGAAUUACAGGUUUAUUGGAUGGAAGUGGGGAAUAUACUCUAGUAUAUGAAGAUAAUGAAGGAGACAGGAUGCUUGUUGGGGAUGUCCCAUGGAACAUGUUUGUGUCUACUGUGAAGAGGCUGCGUGUGCUGAAGAGCUCUGAACUUUCUGCACUUUGUCUUCGUAACAGCAAACAAGGUAAGAUGCCACCAAACUCUGCAUUGAAGUGAAGAAAGAGGAAUUUUAAUCUCAAGAAUCCCCCACUGAAGUUUGUAUUUUGUAGUAGACUUGAUCUGUGUGACUUAAUCAGAAGUUUUGCUUUUGUAAUUUCUCUUUC